AUGGGAUACAAAGCAAAUAAGACGAGUCUGUGGCUUCGACUAGCACUGCUGAUGGUUUUGCUGGCAUGCGUAGUACAUCAGAUCAAUGCUAGACCGUCAGCGCCAGAACAGCAGAGCAGGGCCCGCUUACUGGAUCACCUGUUGCGGGCCAGACUGGGCGCAAGCAGUACGCACCACAAUCGUCGCCAUCAACCUAAGAAGAGAUCGGCAGAUUAUGAGGAUUACUACGACGCCGAUUACAAGCGAGUGCAACAGUGCUACGAAGAUGAGGACGUAAACGAACUGUGCCAGCGUUGCUCGAAAGUUACGAAGUCGGCCCUAGUGUUUCCCAUGUGCUGCAGUAACGAAGAUGAAACGAUGAAUUGGUGCAGGGAGUACGUGUACUACGGCAUACAAACGUAA
Molecule: messenger RNA, 402 nt
Organism: Anopheles cruzii
Lineage: Eukaryota; Metazoa; Arthropoda; Insecta; Diptera; Culicidae
Exons: 3
Coding region: 1-402 (133 amino acids)
Source: RefSeq, a predicted model, not a curated record